AUGAAACAUAAUAAUUACAAACAGAAAAAUAGAGUAAACGCAGUAGAAGAAAGCUCUCAAUCCGAAGAUGAAGUGUAUAUAUCCGCUAUAAGGUCUGGAGAAAAGAAAAACUGGACAGAAAAAUUACAAGUUGGCAAUUUAAGGAUUACAGUCAAACUAGACACAGGAGCAGAGUGCAAUGUGUUACCAAGACACUUGAUGAACAAAACAAAGGCAAUUUUGAAACCAAGCCGAACAAAAAAUUUAAUAAGCUACACAGAAGACAAGAUGGCAGUUCUAGGUGAAACAGAGCUACUAUGUAAAUUAAAGAAUGAAGAAACAAAAAUAAUAUUCAAAGUAGUUGAAGAAAAAGUUUCUCCAAUCCUAGGACUUGAGACCUGUGAAAAAUUAGGACUUGUCGCAAGAGUCAAAACAUUGAAGGUGAGCCAAUAUACUGAUAAUAUAUUUGAAGGAUUAGGCUGUUAUAAAGAUUAUGUGUAUGAUAUUGACCUAAUUGAGAACCCAAAGCUUGAGAUUAAACCGUCAAGAAGAGUACCCCAUGCUAUAAGAGCCGAAGUUAAGCAAGAACUUGACAGGAUGGUAAAGUUAGAUGUCAUAAAACCAGAAACGGAGCCAACUCCUGCUGUGAGUCCUAUGGUAGUUGUCAGACAAAAGGACAAAAUAAGAAUCUAG
This is a messenger RNA of Colias croceus (clouded yellow), 672 nucleotides long. RefSeq lists its product as uncharacterized. The transcript has a single exon. The coding region runs from base 1 to 672 and encodes 223 amino acids. The record is from RefSeq and is a predicted model, not a curated record. Lineage: Eukaryota; Metazoa; Arthropoda; Insecta; Lepidoptera; Pieridae.